This is a messenger RNA of Nematolebias whitei (Rio pearlfish), 985 nucleotides long. RefSeq lists its product as uncharacterized. Lineage: Eukaryota; Metazoa; Chordata; Actinopteri; Cyprinodontiformes; Rivulidae. The coding region runs from base 98 to 985 and encodes 295 amino acids. The transcript is spliced from 3 exons. The record is from RefSeq and is a predicted model, not a curated record.
GAUUACCGUCGUGAGCAGUACUGAUAGCAGCGUAGCUUUUCCGAGUUAGCUUCAGUUCUUUUUCCACCUUAAGCCGAGUGUGCUUUUAAAUUCAAAAAUGGCUCGUUGGUGUUGCAUAAAAGGCUGUUCGAGUAAAACAGGACACUUUGGCAUAAAGUUUUUCAGGUUUCCCAUCUAUAGAAAAGACCGUGGACAGCAAAUGGAAGAUCUAAGCAGGAGACGCAGGUUGGCCUGGGUUGCAGCUGUCAGGCGCAAGGAGAUCACAUUCAAUCAGAUAUCAGCGAACAUGCGUGUUUGUUCACUGCAUUUUCAUAAAGGUCAGUCAGCUUAUGAGAUGAUGGAAAGUGAUGCGGACUGGGCUCCAUCUCUACGUCUGGGUCACACUGACGUUAAACCGACUGACGCAGCACGCUAUGCAAGACGACGUAAACGAGACCAGCAACGUAACAGCACAUCACAGGAAGCUGAGUUAGUGGCGCAGCAGGAUGAAGACGUUUGUGGCCAUCAUGUCCUGGAGGAGGCUGAUCUGUUUGCUGAGGUGCAGCUGGAAUGCGUUUCAGAUCCGACUGAUGAAUCUGAACAGAUUGCUGAACAGGGGACUGUCAUCCCUGAAUGUGAAGCAUGUGCCCUUAAGUCGGCAGAAAUAAAUAGACUCAGAGAAGAAAAUGGAGAACUGAGGCAGCAGGUGAACAGAGUUAAGUUCAGUGAUGGCUUUUUUUCCGAAGAUGACAAUGAUAAAGUAAGACAUUAUACAGGACUGCCUAAUCUUCAAACCUUCAAGCAAAUACUGUCACUGCUGGUUUCUGUCACAAACCCCAAAAAGACACUUCUCACACCAUAUCAAAUGCUGCUUCUGACAUGCGACCAUGUCAUCUUUGCUCUCAGGACACCGGCAAAUGCACCACACAAUAUAGCCCCAGAAGAAUUUAGGAUUGCCCAAGGCUUGAGUGGUGCUUCUCGCAAGCGUUGGGAGUGCAUCACCUAA